This is a messenger RNA of Morone saxatilis (striped sea-bass), 3750 nucleotides long. RefSeq names its product retinitis pigmentosa GTPase regulator a (gene rpgra). The record is from RefSeq and is a predicted model, not a curated record. The transcript is spliced from 16 exons. Lineage: Eukaryota; Metazoa; Chordata; Actinopteri; Moronidae. Bases 1 to 3750 code for a protein of 1249 amino acids.
AUGACGGGACAGAAAGAUGUGGACAUACCCGAAACAGGAGCCAUCUUCACAUUCGGUAAGAGCAGCUUUGCAGACAAUGUGCCUGGUAAAUUCUGGUUGAAGAACGAUCAGCCGCUGCACGUUUCCUGUGGCGGAGAGCACACCGCUGUCAUCACAGAGCAUGGCAGGCUGCUCAUGUUUGGUGUUAAUACGUGGGGCCAGUUGGGGCUUGGAUUUAAGCCUGCUGCCAGCAAACCUGCCACCGUGAAAGCCUUAAAGUCAGAGAAGGUGAAGCUUGUAGCUUGCGGGAGAGAUCACACAAUUGUCUGCACAUGGCGGGGGAGUGUGUAUGGUGCUGGCAGUAACCAGGAGGGGCAGCUCGGUUUGGGCCACCGCAACAACACUACAGCCUUUCACCGGCUGAAUCCUUUCUGUGAGCAUGCACCAAUCAAAAUGCUUUCUGCAGGAUGCAACACAUCAGCGGCUUUAACAGAGGACGGGAGGCUGUUCAUGUGGGGAGACAACUCUGUGGGUCAGAUUGGUUUAGGGGACGAGGGAUUCGCAGCAGAACCCAGAGAGGUCUCUGUCGGGGCGGCGGUGGCGUGGGUCUCCUGUGGGUACCACCACUCAGCAUUAGUCACAGUGGAUGGAGAUCUUUAUACGUUUGGUGAGAGUGCGAACGGGAGGCUCGGUCUCCAGGUGGAGGAGUUGGCCGAUCACAGAGUCCCUCAGCGGGUGCAAGGGAUUCUGGGUCGGGUCACUCAGGUGUGCUGUGGAGGGGCGCACACAGUGGCACUCACAGAGGAGAGCGUGUACACGUUCGGCAGGGGUCAGCACGGUCAGCUGGGCCAUGGAACAUUUCUGUUUGAAGUCGAUUUGCCAAAACCGCUGGAGCACUUUUGUAGCGGCAGCAUCAAGAAUAUCGCCUGUGGAGAGAACCACACUGCUGUGAUCACAAACAGCGGGCUUCUCUACACGUUUGGUGAUGGUCGUCAUGGAAAACUGGGCUUAGGGGAGGAGAACUUCAUCAACCAGUUCAGCCCGACACUCUGCAAACGUUUUCUCAAGUACAAUGUUCAACUAGUGUCCUGUGGCGGGAACCACAUGCUGGCACUGGCUGCACCCAGACCACCAGAGAGCCAAGACGUUGUGCCAGAGAAGGAUGUCGCAAUCACAGAGAACCUUUUGGAGUCAAGCUACACAGAAAUCCUCCUGCUGGACGCUUUGAUUGAUCCUAAUCUACUAGUCCCACUGUCAGCCCUCUCAGCUCGAGCCCGCCACAGAGAAAAAGGAAGCUCUGUGGAGCUGUUUGGGGAGAUGUUUCAAAACCUCCCACGUCUAAAUUCUGGCUUCCUCGACACCUCCUGGCAAACGUCCAGAAAUAUCCCAACCCCUAAAAUGCAUUCAAGGGACCUUAGUACCCCUUCAUCAUCCCCCAAACCGCAAAGGGAGAAACUGUUGUCACAGAUGAAGUGGAGGAGAACGUCUCUGAGAAAGAAGUUGACGCUGACUUUUUGCCAGAUAUGCUCUGAAGUAAAGGACAAAAAAAAGUCAAAGGAAUCCAAACUGAAGGCAAAGACAAAGCCAGGGAGAGAAGAAGGAGAGGGAGUCAAAGUUAAAGGAGAUGCUGAUGGAGACUCCAAAGAUAAUACGAGGGCCAAGCCUAAGCGUAAGCAGGAUACACCCACUGAAGUGGUGUCUAACACUAUUUCCACACAAAGCCCUAAGAGAACAGUGGUGGCUUCCACCGGCGGUGCCAAAUCCCUGCAAGAGCCCGAACCUGUUGAUACGGAUUUACUUGUGUCUAAAAGAAACAGAGAGGAUGCUCAGGGCCAGACUGAAGAAAAGCCAAAGUGGGGGGAAAUUCUCGGUACAGCAGCUGCUCUUCUUCCUGCUGUUGGGAUAGCGGGUGCCGCUAUGGAGGUCCUUAGAGAUCCAGUGACGAGCUUUGGGGGUUUCCAGUCUGACAGUGACACCGCUACCUCUACACCACCUAAAACAACCAGUCAAGUGAAGCAAUUCACAAAGCAGAGUGCAAUUAUGCAACCUUCCUUUUCCUCGUCAUCAGAUUUUUCUUCAGCAGAAGCAUCAAAUCCACCAGAAGAAAGAAAAGAUGUUCAGCUCAGUGUCCCAUCAGAGUCAGAGAAGGCAGUUCAAGAAGGAGAAAGUAAUGAUACCAGUCACGAUCAGUCACAAAUGAAAAGUGACAUCUCCGAGCAGAUUGAGGGUGAAGACAUUUCACAAACAGAGGUGAAGAACAGUGGCACAGACACAGACACUUCCAAGCAAGAACAUGGAGAAGAUGAGAAAACCUACUUCCUUCCUACUAAGCCUUCCGAAGAGGAAGGGGAUAACGAGGGAGAAGAAAAAGAUACUGAAGAUGAAGAUGGAGAGAGUGGAAGUAAUGUGGAAGACAAAGAAGAAGAGGAGGAGGGAAGUGAAAGUAGUGAUGAUAUAGAAGAGGAAAAGGAGAGUGUUUCUGAAGAAGCUGAGGAAGAGCAAGAUACUGAGACUGCAGAGGAAGAGGGGAGGGAAGAUGAUGUUACAAGGAGUGAGGAAGAGGAUGAAGGAAGCGAGAAGAGUGAUGUUACAGAGGCUGAAGAGGAGGAAGAAGAAAGCAGCGAGAAAACAGGUGGAGGAAGUAGCUCUGAGGUAAGUGAAGCAGCAGAGGAAGAGGAGGAAAGUGAAGUAUCUAGUGAAGAAGAGAAUAAAGAGGAGGAAGAGGAAAGUGAAGAAUCUAGUGAAGAGAAUAAAGAGGAGGAAGAGGAAAGUGAAGAAUCUAGUGAAGAAGAGAAUAAAGAAGUGGAGGAAAGUGAAGAGUCUAGUGAAGAUGAGAAUAAAGAAGAAGAGGAAGAAAGUGAGGUGAGUAAGGAUGAAGAAGAGGAAAGUGGUGAAGAAUCGGGGAGUACAGCCAGCAGCAAGAGCAACGAGUCAGAGGAGGAGGACAGAGAGGCAAGUGAGACUGCAGAGUCUGAUGAAGAUGAAGAAAAUGACGCAGAGGAAGAAAAGAGUGAAAGUGAGGAACAAAAAGAUGAUCAAGAUUCCACCGAAAGUGAGGAUGAGGAGAAAGACUCCAAAGAAGACGAAGAAACAGAUGAGAGUGAAGGAGAGGAAGAUGAGAAACAGGACGAAUCGAGUGUUGAAAAUGAGGAGGAAGAGGAAGAAGAGAGUGAGGCUGAUGAAGAAGAGGAAGAGCAAGAUGAGAAGAGCGAUAACGAAAAUGAGGAGGAUGAAGAAGCAUCUUUAGAUGACGGGGCUGAGGACGAGACAGCAGAGGAUGAAGAAGAGGGGGAGGGUGAAGAGGAGGAAGAAAGUAAGAAGGUUUCAGAGGAAGAAGAGGAUGAAGGAGGAGUUGAGGAAGAGACUGGAGAGGAGGGGGAAGAAGAAGAGGGUGAGGAGGAAGAAGAGGAGACUGGAGACGAGGGGGAAGAAGAAGAGGGUAAGGUUACAGAGGAGGAGGAAGAAGAAGGUGAGGAAGAACCAUCUUUAGAAGAGGGGGAAGAUGAGGAAAAACCUGGUGAGGAGGAGGAAGACGAUGAGGGAGGAGUUGAGGAAGAGGCUGCAGAGGAUGAAGAAGAGGAAGGCGAUGAGGAAGAAGAAGAAGAAGAAGAGGAGGAAGAGGAGGAAAAGCCCCAGAAGAAGUCUCCUGAACAGAAAGAAACACCUAAACCAGCACCGAGGACGAAGCAGAGAGCUGCAGCGGAGAAGAGACCCGACGACUCUCAGCAGUUCUGGGACGACGUGCUGCCGCAGUACCUCGACCUGCAGUGA